Messenger RNA from Bradysia coprophila, 1963 nucleotides. RefSeq names its product amiloride-sensitive sodium channel pickpocket 23 (gene ppk23). Gene Ontology annotation, cellular component: plasma membrane. Gene Ontology annotation, biological process: sodium ion transmembrane transport. Lineage: Eukaryota; Metazoa; Arthropoda; Insecta; Diptera; Sciaridae. The record is from RefSeq and is a predicted model, not a curated record. Gene Ontology annotation, molecular function: ligand-gated sodium channel activity.
AGUCAUAACUUGGUGUUGCAACAAUGAACACUGACAUAGCAAAAACUAAGCCGAAUAAAUUUUCAAAUCUCAGACUCUUUCAAACUAGUCUUCUUUAUCAGACCCGGGAGUUUUUCAAUAAUUCAACACUUCAUGGAGUCAGAUAUAUUGCCGAAACGGGACGACCGUUUGGUGAGAGAUUCAUGUGGUUCUGUUUUACCGGCACGGGAACCGUGGCUGCAUUGAUUAUAAUCGUUUCUCUAUGGGAAAAAUUUCAAACGAAUCCAACUAUUACCGGUUUGGAUACAGACUUUCACAAUCAGCAAGUAAUUUUCCCUACAAUAAACGUUUGUCCACUUGUUCCGUACAAUGCUUCUAGGACUUCGCAGCUAGCUGAUAUUCUUGGGUCGUAUGACCAAGAAGCGGCUUUGAAAAUCGACCCAUUUCUUCAACUACUAACGUACCUGUCAUACGAAAACAUUGAGACAGCCUAUGAUAUGGUGAAGAAUUUUUCUAAACUGGAAAUACAGAAUUUCAACAAGAGGUCAAUCAAAUCGUUUGUUAGCGAGGUCGUAUUGUUCUGCAAUGAGACAUUUAAGGUCUGCAAAUACAAGGAUGAGGAAAUCAGCUGUUGUGAUAAUUUUCAACCAAUCUUCACAGAAAAUGGAUUUUGUUUCUCAUUCAACUCGCGAUAUAGGGAAACGAAUAACAAAGAAGAAGUCAACUCUAAUUUUCACGACCUUUUUGAAACUGACAAAAAAUGGGCUCUCAACUUUCAACCGAAAGUCAAAUCCCAAAUUUAUGUCCACUCACAUCAUGAAAACUUUGGCUGGGAUUUUCGUCCGCAGAUAGUAUGGGAUCCAGAUGGUUUCAUUGCAGAUCUAUUAAUAUCAAUGAAACAAACAUACACCACAGAAGAUGCUAAACAAUUGUCUAUCGUUCAGCGAAAGUGUAUCUUUCCUGAAGAAGUUAAAUUGGACAUAUACAGUGAUGAGUACACGUUUACAAGUUGCAUGAAAGAAUGCCGCAUCAAGAAGAGCAUGAAGUUUUGCAAAUGUGUGCCGCCAUUCUACCGAUACUCGACUGCUCAGCCAUACUGUACCAUUGAGCAAUUCCAAUGUCUCGCGAAAUAUUCCAGGAAUAUCACAGAAGUGCGAGAUUGUAAUACAUGUGAAUUAAGUUGUUCGAACACCGUGUACGAUAUCGAAAAACUCAGCAAAACAUUAAACACCGAUCGCACCUCUGCUACCUACAUCAAUAUUGAAUUUCUAACUUGGCCCAUUAUUCGAUACAAACGAGAAGUUUUGUUCGGGUGGGUCGAUUUAUUAGUGUCAUUUGGUGGAAUAGCUGGCCUUUUUCUGGGAUUCAGCUUGCUCUCUGGUGUUGAAAUAAUCUACUACUUCACAAUGCGUGCAGUUUGUAUGUUGUUUCAGAAUAAGAAUGAAUUGCAAGAAAUCGAGGAGAAGAAACAGAGUCGAGUGCAGGAAUGGUACAAUCUAUCAUUGAAAGUGAAUUGUCGCAAAACAUCCGCUAAAGGUAUCAACGAGGAUCAAACAAAAAUCGUUAAAGUUUCCAGCAGCUUUGACGAUAAGAAUUUCAUACCGUUUAAAAAUGCAGCUGAACUACCCCAACGUUUGCCCAGGGCUGACAACCGGUUCCAUGUGAAAAAAGUUAAGCCGUUGUUUCAACGCGUGAAGGUAGCACCUAUAAAUAACAUUCGUUUCCGGCCAGAAGCCGGCAAGGAUUAUGGAUACAUUCCUUGAACGCAGAACAUGUCCAAUAUCGCAACAGUAAAAAUCUGGGACAAUGUCUGGGAAAACGUUUCUUGAAUUUCCCAUGGUUUUUGGAAAAAUUUGGAAAAUGUAGGAAAAAGUUUUCCCGAAAAUAGUCACGGAAAACACUAAGAAGUCGACUGGUCUUUAUUUGUCUGAUUUUGUGAAAUUUUUUGUGGAUUUGAAAUUGUUUUUAAUAAAAAUGUGUUAAC